AUGGUGCUUUACGCUAUUGAUGCAAUCCAGAAACGCAGACGAACAUUUCGUGCUAUUAAUAAGUUUCCCGGCCCGCCCGUUUAUCCGAUCAUUGGAAACUCGGAUGCAAUUGCAUUUAAAAGCCCCGCCAAAACUUUCGAAUGGGCACGUAUCUGGGCGAAAAUGUACCGAGGCUCGUACCGUUUCUGGAUCAACGAGUGGCUCUUCGCCCUGAACGUGGUAAGAGUUCGUGAAGUGGAACCACUGUUGUCUAGCACAAAAAAUAUCGACAAGAGCAGUAUUUACAAGUUCAUGCAUCCCUUCGUUGGACAUAGCGUGCUAACUAGUACUGGUUCACAUUGGCUCCAGCGGCGCCGUAUAUUGACCCCUACGUUUCAUUUUAAUAUCCUAACUGGAUUUCAUAAGGUGUUUUUAGAUGACUGUGAACAACUUAUGCAAACACUAGAGAAGCAAGCCAACGCUGACGAAGCUACUGAUCUUCAGUCCGAAAUGUCGCGUUUUACGUUGAGUACGAUUUGUGAAACAUCUAUGGGUGUCAAACUGGAUUCUAUCGAGGGUAGUGAACUAUAUCGACAAAAACUGCACAAAAUUGGUGAAAUGCUGAUCUACAGGCUGAUGCGCCCUUGGAUUCACUACAACUUUACCGCUCGACUAACUGGCUAUUUAUCUUACUUUCAAAAGCUUUCAGAUCAUGUUCACUCAUUUACGGAGAAAAUCAUCAACCAAAGGAGAGAACAGUUUAACCAGAUGGCGGACGAACUAGAAGAUCUAUCCGAGGAGAACAUUUAUACUAACACGAAAAAACGAUACGCAAUGCUGGACUCCCUUUUUCUGGCUGAGAGGAAGGGGCAGAUUACCGAGGAAGGAAUUCGUGAAGAGGUCGAUACGUUCACCUUUGCAGGUCACGACACUACCGCAGCUGCGUUGGUUUUUAUAUUUUUUCAACUCGCUCGUGAACCUGAGGUUCAGGAACAGAUGUACCAGGAGAUUUGCGAAGUUCGUUCCCGUAAGCCUGCCGAAGAGAAAUGGUUCAAUCAGCAGGACUACGCAGAAAUGAAGUUUGUGGACCGAGCACUGAAGGAAUGUCUUCGGAUGUGGCCUCCGGUUUCAUUUAUGUCACGGGGCGUUAGCGAAGAUAUCCUGCUAGCAGACGGGGAUAUCAUUCCGGCAGGCUGUAUUGCAAAUGUUCACAUUUUCGAUUUACAUCGCGAUCCGGAACAGUUUCCAAAUCCGGAUGUAUUUGACGCGGAUCGCUUCCUGCCGGAGAACGUAGAGCGUAGAAAUCCCUAUGCGUACGUCCCGUUCAGUGCGGGCCCUAGGAAUUGCAUUGGUCAAAAAUACGCAAUGUUGGAGCUGAAAGUCGUUGUUACGCAUACCCUGCUGCGGUUCAAAGUGCUUCCGAAGACGCGCCUGGACGAGAUUGUCUUUGUUGCAGAUCUUGUAUUAAGGAGUACAACUCCGGUUGAGGUUAGGUUCGUUAAACGAACCUAA
Molecule: messenger RNA, 1491 nt
Organism: Sabethes cyaneus
Lineage: Eukaryota; Metazoa; Arthropoda; Insecta; Diptera; Culicidae
Product: cytochrome P450 4C1-like
Exons: 5
Coding region: 1-1491 (496 amino acids)
Molecular function (GO): iron ion binding; monooxygenase activity; heme binding
Source: RefSeq, a predicted model, not a curated record